Messenger RNA from Aspergillus alliaceus, 1158 nucleotides. RefSeq names its product glycoside hydrolase 5 family protein. Gene Ontology annotation, molecular function: hydrolase activity, hydrolyzing O-glycosyl compounds. The coding region runs from base 1 to 1158 and encodes 385 amino acids. The transcript is spliced from 3 exons. The record is from RefSeq and is a predicted model, not a curated record. Lineage: Eukaryota; Fungi; Ascomycota; Eurotiomycetes; Eurotiales; Aspergillaceae.
AUGAAGCUCAGCCUUUCACUCCUUACUAUCGCCGGCCUGGCGUCGGCCCAAUUGGCCGCUGCUCUUCCUCAAGCAUCUUCUUCAAGCGCCACACCCAGUCCGACUUCAUCCGCUGCACCUGGUUCCUUCGUCAGCACCUCCGGUGUGAAUUUCGUGAUUGACGGUAAGACGGGAUACUUUGCCGGUUCCAACUCAUACUGGAUCGGAUUCCAGAAGAACAACGACGACGUGGACCUGGUGUUCAGUCAUCUGCAGGAGUCCGGUCUCAAGAUCCUCCGUGUCUGGGGAUUCAACGAUGUCAAUCAGAAGCCCACCGAUGGCUCCGUCUACUACCAUCUGCUGGCGGACGGUAAGGCCACCAUUAAUGAGGGCGAAGAUGGUCUCCAGCGAUUGGACUAUGUUGUCUCCUCAGCUGAGAAGCAUGGCAUCAAGCUGAUCAUCAACUUUGUCAACUUCUGGGAUGACUACGGUGGUAUGAAUGCCUACGUCAAGGCUUUUGGUGGAUCAAAAGCGGACUUCUAUACGAACGACAAAAUGCAGGAGGCCUAUCGCGCAUACGUCAAAGCUGUUGUUUCGCGGUACAGCAAAUCUGACGCUAUCUUUGCCUGGGAACUGGCCAAUGAGCCUCGCUGCCAAGGUUGUGAAACAUCUGUGCUUUAUAACUGGAUCGAGAGUACAAGCAAGUACAUCAAAUCGUUGGACUCGGGGCAUCUGGUUUGCAUUGGUGACGAGGGGUUUGGUCUCGAAACCGGCUCGGACGGCAGCUACCCAUACCAAUACUCUGAGGGUAGUGACUUCGCCAAGAACCUGGCGAUUCCCACGGUAGACUUCGGAACUUUCCACCUCUAUCCCAGCAGCUGGGGCACAAACAAUGCCUGGGGCAACGGUUGGGUCAUCUCUCACGGUGCCGCUUGCAAGGCUGCUGGCAAGCCAUGCCUGUUUGAGGAGUACGGAGUAACAUCAGACCACUGCGCAGUUGAGAAGAUCUGGCAGAACACCGCAUUGAACGCCACUGGCCUGUCAGGAGAUCUGUAUUGGCAGUAUGGCGAUCAGCUCAGCACGGGACAGUCACCAAAUGAUGGCAACACCAUCUACUAUGGCACAGAUGACUUCAAAUGUCUUGUGACUGACCAUGUUGCGGCUAUUGGUAAGCGUUAA